Molecule: messenger RNA, 1908 nt
Organism: Rosa rugosa (rugosa rose)
Lineage: Eukaryota; Viridiplantae; Streptophyta; Magnoliopsida; Rosales; Rosaceae
Product: glucan endo-1,3-beta-D-glucosidase
Exons: 4
Coding region: 103-1584 (493 amino acids)
Biological process (GO): carbohydrate metabolic process
Cellular component (GO): plasma membrane
Molecular function (GO): hydrolase activity, hydrolyzing O-glycosyl compounds
Source: RefSeq, a predicted model, not a curated record
CCACCCCACCGAAAAUUCACUUUACGGUUUUACCCCCAAGUCCCGUCAUCUAUUUCUUGCGCGCUUCGCUUCGAAAACCAGAGCAACCUGAACAGAGCAACCAUGGCGAUCAUCCUCCUUCACAUUGUAGCCUUCUUCGUUAUGACUUUCAACGUUGCAAAUUGUCAAUCCUUUAUCGGCGUAAACUACGGUCAAGUCGCCGACAACCUCCCGCCGCCGUCAUCCACCGCAAAGCUACUCCAGUCCACCUCAAUCCAAAAGGUCCGGCUCUACGGAUCCGACCCGGCCAUAAUCAAAGCGCUAGCCAACACCGGCAUCGGAAUCGUCAUCGGAGCGGCCAACGGCGACAUCCCUGCCCUUGCGUCCGACCCGAAUUACGCGAGCAACUGGGUCAGCACCAACGUUCUUGCCUUCUACCCGGCAAGCAACAUCAUCCUCAUAACGGUCGGCAACGAGGUCCUGACCUCCGGCGACCAGGGACUGGUGAGUCAACUAGUUCCGGCGAUGCAAAAUGUCCAAAACGCCCUCAACUCCGCAUCUUUGGGCGGGAAAAUUAAGGUCUCCACUGUCCAUGCCAUGUCGGUGCUCAAGCAAUCUGAGCCGCCGUCCUCCGGUAGCUUUGAUCCUAGUUUUGGUGACGUCAUGAAGGCGUUGCUGGCGUUCUGUAGCGCCACCGGUUCGCCUUUUGCAAUCAACCCGUACCCGUAUUUUGCGUACCGGAGUGACACCCGACCCGAGACCCUGGCUUUCUGCCUCUUCCAACCCAACCAGGGCCGGUUCGACUCCAACACAAACAUCAAGUACAUGAACAUGUUCGACGCACAGGUGGAUGCAGUAAAAUCUGCAUUGAACUCCAUGGGGCACGGUAAUGUGGAAAUUGUGGUUGCGGAGACUGGCUGGCCGUACAAAGGAGACGACAAUGAGGUCGGUCCGAGUGUCGAAAAUGCCAAAGCCUAUAACGGUAAUCUGAUUGCGCAUCUUCGAUCAAUGGUUGGGACUCCAUUAAUGCCAGGGAAGUCGGUGGACACUUACCUCUUUGCACUCUAUGAUGAGAACUUGAAACCCGGCCCUGGUUCCGAGAGAGCUUUCGGCCUCUUCAAGCCUGACCUUACCAUGACUUAUGACGUUGGUCUCUCCAAGAGUGCUAGCCAGACCCCCACCACGCCAACUGUGCCCAAGACGCCGACCGUGCCCACCACACCCAAGACACCCUCUGCAGUAGUGCCCAAAACGCCAACAAACCCAUCUACUGCGCCGAAUCCAAAUAAAGGGGUGUGGUGUUUGCCUAAGAAAGGAGUGUCGGAGACUCAGUUGCAGGCUAACAUAGAUUAUGUUUGUGGACAUGGUUUUGAUUGUAGUCCAAUUCAACCGGGCGGGGCUUGUUUUGAACCAAACACGGUGGCUUCCCACGCUGCUUAUGCCAUGAAUAUUCUGUAUCAAACCGCCGGUCACGAUGCUCAGAACUGCGAUUUCUCGCAAACUGCUACACUAUCCUCGAACAACCCUAGUAAGGCUUUGACCAGAAUAAAGUUCAUUUCACCUCAAGCAUGCAUUUGUGUGCUUAUACUCUUUUGUUUCGUAUAGGCUACGAUAGCUGCAACUACCCAAGUGGGAGUACCUGAAGAUAUAGAGAUAGAUGGCCUCUGUGUCACUAAAUAAACGUCACAUUCUGAAAGCUAAAGCUGAAGGAACUUGAGAAGACUGAAAUAUGUAGGGGGAAAAAAAAAACUAGGAUCCUGAAUCCUUCAGGAGUUCAGGGUGUGUUUUGUGUAACUUAUGAUGGUUUAUGUGUUUAGCCUGAAAUUAGAAACCUUUCCUUUCCUCCAAAUGGUUUUCUAAGAAUUGUUUUGUGUAAAUGUAAAUGAAUGAAUAUAUAUGGUUUAUGAGAGAGCUGUGGUUUCCUAAGAA